UGGUCUUCAAACGUGAUGGCGGCAGAGACCAUGUUGUCUGGUCAGGAUUCACCGGGAGACACUGCAGGCUGGUGGAGCUAACUGUCUCCUAUGUUCAUCGGAACAGAAGAAGUUGAAAGUGCACAGGAGGAUGUGUUUUCUGUCAGCUUGUCUGUGGCCGUGUCAUCCUGAGACGCAACACCCUCUUUCGGGCUGAUGAAGAUCCGGUCAAGGACAGUCUCAUGGAGAUGCUCCUGAUCAAGUUCAGAGGGUCGUUCGCUCGAGACACCAACGACAUGUAUGCACCGAUGGAUCUGAUCAGACGCCACUACACCGACAGGCAAGACGUCCCCGUUGUCACACGCCAACAGAGACGUGACUUUGACGGUGUCAGGGGGAUUAUGAUGUAAGUGAUUACCAGAUGCUUCCCACCAAAGAUGUUUUGUUCCACAUGGACGGUGGAAUAUUCAAUCUGGGUUCUGUGAUGAAAUUCUCGCCCAUAUCCAUUCUGCUUCGGGGGGAGACAACCGAGAGUGGAUGUGGACAGGAAGAUGAUGGGAAGGGCAUCAGGAAUGAUGUUAACAGGAGACGGAGGAGUCGUGUCGAUGAAGGUGAUGCCGACAAGGAAGUCGAACACAAUUAUGUCAGGAGUGAAAGAAGGGACAAAGAUUGGAACAAGGGAGGGAAAGGUGAUAACAGGAAUGGUCACAGGGUAAGGAGAAGUGCUGCUGAUAAAGAUGACAAUGGUCCAGACGAUAAAGAUGGUGAGGAAGACGAUAAAGUAGAUGACACAAAUGAUAGUGCAACUGAUAAUAAGGAUGAAAAUGGUCGUGAUUAUAAUGAUGACAAAGCUUCAGAUGAUAAAGAUUGUGAUGAAGAUGAUAAAAGUGAUUGGAAAAAUCGUGUAAAAAGAAGUGAUGAUGACGAUAAAGAUGACAAUGGCCAAAACGAUAAAGAUGACAAUGGCCAAGACGAUAAGGAUGACCAAAAUCAAGAUAAAGAUGAUGACCGAAAUGGUAAAAGGAGAAAGAGAAAUGUUGAUAAGGAUGACAAUGGUCCAGAUGAUAAGGAUGACAAUGGUCCAGAUGAUAAGGAUGACAAUGGUCCAGAUGAUAAAGAUGACAAUGGUCCAGAUGAUAAGGAUGACAAUGGUCCAGAUGAUAAAGAUGACAAUGGUCCAGAGGAUAAAGAUGACAAUGGUCCAGAGGAUAAAGAUGACAAUGGUCCAGACGAUAAAGAUGACAAUGGUCCAGAGGAUAAAGAUGACAAUGGUCCAGAGGAUAAAGAUGACAAUGGUCCAGAGGAUAAAGAUGACAAUGGUCCAGACGAUAAAGAUGACAAUGGUCCAGACGAUAAAGAUGACAAUGGUCCAGACGAUAAAGAUGACAAUGGUCCAGAGGAUAAAGAUGACAAUGGUCCAGACGAUAAAGAUGACAAUGGUCCAGACGAUAAAGAUGACAAUGGUCCAGACGAUAAAGAUGACAAUGGUCCAGAGGAUAAAGAUGACAAUGGUCCAGAGGAUAAAGAUGACAAUGGUCCAGACGAUAAAGAUGACAAUGGUCCAGAGGAUAAAGAUGGUAAAAGGAGAAAGAGGAGUGCUGCUGAUGAUAAAGAUGAAGACGAUAAAAGUGAUGACAAAAAUGAACAAAAAAAGAGAACUGCUGAUGAUGGUAAGAGUCGAGAUGAUGAAGAUUGUCAAGAUGACAGGGUCAAAAGAAGUGCAACUGAUGAUAAAGACGACAAAGGUGAUGACAGGAGUGAUAACAAGAGAAACAGAAGUGCCACCGAUGACAGUCUAGAUGAUAAAGAUUGUGAUGAAAACAAUAAAAGUGAAUAGAAAAUAGAAAUGAUUAACAAGGAAACACAGAAGUUCUGUGGAUGAUAAUUGUAAGGACGCUGAAGACAAAUAUAAAAGUAUAGGAGAGCAAUGGGCUGCUAUGGGGUAAGAAGCCCAUGAAGAAUAUAUUCAGACGCUGUCUUAUGGAACCAGUCCCGUGACAGGGAAACCAUGUAAACAUUCUUGCCAUGCAGUCCCCAUGUAAACAUUUACUGUCUGUUUACUGAUAAACACGUCAACAAUG
This is a messenger RNA of Haliotis rubra (blacklip abalone), 2060 nucleotides long. RefSeq names its product S-antigen protein-like. The record is from RefSeq and is a predicted model, not a curated record. Lineage: Eukaryota; Metazoa; Mollusca; Gastropoda; Lepetellida; Haliotidae. The coding region runs from base 401 to 1816 and encodes 471 amino acids. The transcript has 2 exons.